CGGAGGGCUGAAUCAAAAUUUGAAACACUGUGGACCCUAGAGAUCCUAAUAUACAGCAGAUGGAACAAAUUUUCCAACAAUUCAUCAUAUCUUUAAUUAUAAUUAAUAUCCUCACCUUGGUAAACAAGAAGUAAAAAAAAAAAAAAAGAAAUUGUGAAUUCCCUUUAUACUUUUAUGUCCUGUUUUUAUGAUAUCCACAAUGGUGGUGAAAAUUGAUGGUAAUUGAGAAGAAGAAAUCACCAUAAUAUGGAAGCAGCCAAUAUCUUUGGGUCCCAAUCUAAUACAACCAUAGGGCUUCGUUCGAAUGUUGCACUUGCACAAAAGUUGUUUGCAGAGGCGAUUGGGGCGUACGUGAUAAUAUUUGCAUGGUGUGGAUCAGUAGAAAUGUAUAAGCUACAAGAUGAUGAGAGUAUAACGUUUGGCAGUAUAAGCAUGACAUGGGGAGCUGUUGUGAUGGUCAUGGUUUACUCCAUGGCACAAGUUUCUGGAGCUCAUUUUAACCCUGCUGUAACUCUCAUUUUCACCAUCUUUCGUCGACUCCCUUGGAAAUUAGCAUCUUUAUACAUACUAGCUCAAUUAACAGGGUCGAUCCUAGCAAGUGGCACAUUAACACUAUUGUUAGACGUGACUUCAAAAUCUUAUUUUGGUACAAUUCCAGUUGGAUCGAAUGUCCAAUCUUUGGCUAUUGAAAUCAUCAUUUCCUUCCUUCUAAUGUUCGUUGUUUGUGGAGUUUCUACCGAUGAUAGAAUGAUAGAACACCUUGGUGGAUUAGCAAUUGGAAUGACAAUAAUCUUGAACGUCUUUGUUGCCGGGCCAAUUUCAGGAGCAUCAAUGAACCCAGCAAGGAGCAUUGGUCCAGCUAUAGUUAAGCAAGUCUAUAAAGGUCUUUGGGUGUAUAUUGUUGGGCCACUCAUAGGAACUGUGGCUGGAGCAUUUGUAUACACUUUAAUUAGAUCCACGGAUAAACCACUUCUUCAACUAGUGAAGGUCCGUUUGGUCAAGUAA
Solanum dulcamara is the source of this 1005-nucleotide messenger RNA. Its product is annotated as probable aquaporin NIP-type. The coding region runs from base 247 to 1005 and encodes 252 amino acids. Gene Ontology annotation, cellular component: membrane. Gene Ontology annotation, biological process: transmembrane transport. NCBI's taxonomy places the organism in Eukaryota, Viridiplantae, Streptophyta, Magnoliopsida, Solanales, Solanaceae. The record is from RefSeq and is a predicted model, not a curated record. Gene Ontology annotation, molecular function: channel activity. The transcript has 5 exons.